AUGGUGGUCCUCGCGGCGUCGAUAUGCACACGAGGCGGCAAGGCCGUCCUCUCGCGCCAGUUCCGGGAGAUCCAGCGAUCGCGCAUUGAAGCUCUCCUCGCGUCCUUCCCCAAGCUUGCCGACAGCGGGACCCAGCACACGACGUGCGAACAGGACAACGUGCGCUACGUAUACCAGCCCUUGGACGAGCUGUACAUGGUGUUGAUCACCAACCUGCAAUCGAACAUCCUGCAAGACAUCAACACGCUGCAUUUGUUCGCCCAGGUCGUGUCGUCGAUAUGCAAGUCCAUGGACGAGCGCGAGAUCUUGAAGAAUGCGUUUGAGCUUCUUACGGCCUUUGACGAAAUCGUCACACUGGGAUACAGGGAGAACUUGACCAUGAGCCAGAUCAAGACGUUCCUGGACAUGGAGUCUCACGAGGAGCGCAUCCAGGAAAUUAUUGCGCGGAACAAGGAGCUCGAGGCUUCAGAAGAGCGCAAACGCCGCGCCAAGCAGCUCGAGAUGCAGCGCAAGGAGAUGUCGAGAUCCGCACGCGCAGGCCAAGGAGGAAUGGGCGGAGGGAUGGGUAGCGGAGGGGGGGGCAUGGCCGGCGGCAUGGGUCGCCAGUCAUCGUAUCCGACCUACACACCCAGCGUACCCACCACUACCGUCACAGACACGUACGACAGCUACGAGGAGAAGAAGAAAGCAACGAGCAAGCCGCUGGCUCUGGGCAAGAAGGGCAUGCAGCUGGGCAAGAAGAGCAAGACGACCAACAUGUUCGACCAGGUAGCCGGGGAUAUGCCACCAGAGAGCGAGCCUCUUGUUACGCCCAAGCCAUCUGCUCCGGCGGCUGCUGCACCAUCAAGCGCUCGCCAGUCCACUUCGACCGACCGCGACGCUGUGCACAUCACCACCAACGAAUCCAUCUCCGCCCGUUUCGACCGCGAGGGUCUCCUCAAGUCCUUCGAGGUCAAGGGUGAGAUGCAGCUCAAGAUCUCCGACCCUUCUCUUACACAGGUCAAGCUCGACCUCGCAUCUGGUGACACUCGUGGCGCCCAGCUGAUGACGCACCCUAAGGUCGACAAGCCCGUGUUCAGAAGCUCAAAGGUCCUCCAGCUGGCCGAUACAACCAAAGGAUUCCCUGCGAACAUGGGCAUUGGUGUCAUGAAGUGGAAGCUUGCACCAAGGCCCGAGGACGUGUCUGACCCACCUAUCACGUUCAGGGUAUGGGUGGAGGAAUCGGGCAGUACAUUCAACAUCACCGUCGAGUACGAGCUCACCGGCGGCAGCCCAUUGAAGGAUGUGACGGUCACUAUUCCCUUCGAGACAGAUGAGCCGACCGUCUCUUCUUUCGACGCAGUGUACGAAGUCAGCGGCGACAGCAUUGAGUGGAACAUUGGCGCUGUCGACGAGGCAAACAGCUCUGGUAGCUUUGAGUUUGAGGCCCAAGCUGGCAGCGAUACAGAAUUCUUCCCCAUGCGGGUGCGGUUUACCAAAUCCACGCCUUUCGUGGACCUCGAUGUCUCCACCGUAACCCUCUUCUCCAUGAAUCAAGAGAUCAGCUUCUCCAAGGAAGUCAAGUCCGUCGCCGACGUGUACGAGAUUGUAUAG
This is a messenger RNA of Dothidotthia symphoricarpi CBS 119687, 1593 nucleotides long. RefSeq lists its product as uncharacterized. The transcript is spliced from 3 exons. Gene Ontology annotation, biological process: Golgi localization; endoplasmic reticulum to Golgi vesicle-mediated transport; retrograde vesicle-mediated transport, Golgi to endoplasmic reticulum. NCBI's taxonomy places the organism in Eukaryota, Fungi, Ascomycota, Dothideomycetes, Pleosporales, Dothidotthiaceae. The record is from RefSeq and is a predicted model, not a curated record. Gene Ontology annotation, cellular component: cytosol; COPI vesicle coat. The coding region runs from base 1 to 1593 and encodes 530 amino acids.